Molecule: messenger RNA, 5816 nt
Organism: Biomphalaria glabrata
Lineage: Eukaryota; Metazoa; Mollusca; Gastropoda; Planorbidae
Product: H(+)/Cl(-) exchange transporter 4-like
Exons: 21
Coding region: 1003-3528 (841 amino acids)
Biological process (GO): chloride transport; transmembrane transport
Cellular component (GO): synaptic vesicle; Golgi apparatus; membrane
Molecular function (GO): voltage-gated chloride channel activity
Source: RefSeq, a predicted model, not a curated record
UUAAUUACUUAUACCGGUAAAGUUUAAAAUCUCAUUAAAUAACAUACAAUUAGAGUUUAGAAAUUAGCUUAGAUCUAGUAACCAAUACAAAAGAAACUAAAUUGUUGGAGUUUUAAAAAACAUUUUACCUGUAUAACUAUUUUAUAGUGUAAAAUACAUGCUUGACUAACCAUGCCCAUGUGCUAUUUUUUUUUUGUCUGACCACUAGAAAUACAACUAACACUAUUGCAUGACCCUUAAACGCGCAAGGGAAAAAAACAGGGUGGUCUUGUCUUUAUGGACUGCACACUCAGUUCACUAUAUAGGCCUACGUCUAUAUAUAUCUGGCCAGGUUGUUAAAAUCAGUCGGAAACACUGUCUAUUUACUUAUGGGCUGGGAGGGUGUGUAACUAUUUUAGUGUAAAGAACAUGCUUGACUAGCCAUGCCUCGUCUGACCACUCCACAUUAAUUAAGCAAAUACUAUUGCAUAACGCGUAAUGAAAAAAAAAAUGCCUUCUAUAUCAGUCUGUAGAAAUUGAGCAAUGGGAAUUUUUUUUUAAUUUAUAAAAUAAAAUGUUCUUGAACUUGAUAGAUCUAUAUUACUGCUCGUUUUGCUAACUAUCAAGAGGUUUUGCUUUUGAGCAACAAUAGGCAGCACCAAAAUUUGAUAUAUUAUGGAUCAUGUUCUGCAGAGUCUGCCAUUAAUGACAAUGCUCACAGCUCAGCAACAAAACAGGGUGGGGUGCCUAUCCCCUAAAGGAAACAACUGCAUGCCAAAGACAAUCUUUUUCUAUGAGCAUAAAGGAGAAAAGCGAAAAAGUGUUUCAGAUCAAAUAGAGAGUUGCUCUUACUUUCUAUAAAUUCCAAAACAUGGGGAAGACUAAAAUGCAAAUAUCUUGGUGUGUACCUUGAGAUAGAAAAUAAAAUGGAGUCUGUCAUUGACAAAAGCUGAAGAUGACAAAAAGAGAACUUAAACUCACCCAGUUUACAGCUGUUUCCUUUGUGUCAGAAAUUGACAAAGUAUGUGGAUCAUGGCUGGGUCUUUAUAUCCACGCACUUCAAGAGAUUUGAUGGACUACAGAGAAACAGAUGCCUUAGUGAUGGACUAUUCAGAUUCAAAUCCUGCUCAAAGCAGGUCACUAACUGUUACCAACACUGAUGAUGAAAGCUUACUGAAUGCCAUGAUUGAUGGAAUGGGCACUCAUGGUGCACAACAUGAUCUCAAUGGUUACAUGCAUAGUUUUGAACAGAGUGAUCAUCAUUAUGAGGAUGCAAAUGACUAUACUGGUGCCAGUAAUGUCAUGGACACUUUGGAAGACCUAUCUUUAGAGUUUGGCAAGUAUGAUGAUUUUCACACAAUAGACUGGCUGAGGGACAUUGCCAGAGACAGAAUGCAUCAUAGGCAGGUUGUUAAAAAACGCCAAGGUGGCUUGUGGAGGAGGCUUAAGGGAGCCCAUGAUGCCUGGUCAGGAUGGGUCUGUGUGCUUCUAGUAGGCUUAGCUGCAGGUACAUGUGCUGGCAUUGUUGACAUUGGCACAUCUUGGAUGUCAGAUUUAAAGGAAGGUGUUUGUCUUGAUGCUUUCUGGUUUAACAGGGAGCAGUGCUGCUGGAGUGGAUCAAGCAACAAUGAAACGUCCCUGAGUGAAGAAACAGACUGUGGUCAGUGGCACUCUUGGAGUCGCAUGUUUGGAGUAGAAGGGGAUGGCACAGGUUCUUACUUCAUUGCCUACUCAAUGUACAUUCUUUGGGCAGUAUUUUUUGCUAUGGUUGCUGCCCUGUUAGUGCGAAUGUUUGCCCCUUAUGCUUGUGGUUCUGGUGUACCUGAGAUCAAAACAAUUUUAAGUGGUUUCAUUAUCCGUGGUUACUUGGGCAAGUGGACACUCCUCAUUAAGUCUUUGGGUAUGAUGUUGACUGUGGCAUCAGGUCUCAGUUUAGGUUAUGAAGCUCCAUUCGUUCAUGUGGCCUGUUGUUGUGGCAACAUCUUCUCAUACUUGUUUCCUAAAUAUAGCAGAAAUGAAGCCAAGAAAAGGGAGAUACUAUCUGCAGCUGCAGCAGCUGGUGUGAGUGUGGCCUUUGGAACUCCCAUUGGUGGGGUACUAUUCAGUUUAGAAGAAGUCAGUUACUACUUUCCAUUAAAAACUUUAUGGAGAUCAUUUUUCUGUGCACUGGUGGCUGCCUUCAUCUUGAGGUCAAUUAAACCAUUUGGAAAUGACUACUUGGUGAUGUUUUCUAUAGACUAUAAUGAACCUUGGACACUUCUGGAAUUGAUUCCUUUCAUUCUUAUUGGAGCUCUAGGGGGACUAUUUGGUGUCUUUUUUAUUAAAUAUAACAUCAAGUGGUGCAAGUUUAGGAAAACUUCACGUCUUGGGAAAUUUCCAAUGUUUGAAGUUCUGGGUUUGGUCUUGAUUACCUCCCUGCUUAGUUAUCCGAACCAUUACACCAGAAUGAACUCAAGUGAAUUAAUCAGGCUCUUGGUCAGUCGUUGUGGACCAGAAGAUAACUCAGAACUAUGUGAUUAUAAUCGCAAUUCUGAUUUAUCUGAGCCUUAUAAGUGGUCAGCAUUGGCUGGAGAAGGAGUUGGCAGUGCAGUGUGGAAACUGACCCUUGCUCUUCUCUUCAAGAUGAUCAUUACAAUAUUUACUAUUGGUACUAAAAUUCCAGCUGGUUUGUUUAUUCCCAGCAUGGCCAUUGGUUCAAUCAUUGGGAGACUCGUAGGAAUAGGAAUGGAACAGCUAGUUGUCAACAAUGUUGACAGUGUAUUCUUCUCCAAGAUUUGUGAGUCUCAAGACAAAUGCAUCAUCACACCAGGUCUCUAUGCCAUGGUAGGAGCUGCAGCUGCCCUUGGUGGAGUCACACGUAUGACAAUAUCACUAGUGGUCAUUAUGUUUGAGUUGACUGGUGGUCUUGAGUACAUAGUACCCAUGAUGGUAGCUGUAAUGACCAGCAAGUGGGUUGGUGAUGCCUUUAACAGAGAUAGUAUUUAUGAUGCUCAUAUUACCCUCAAUGGAUAUCCAUAUCUUGAUCACAAGGAAGAGUUUACACAUACAACUAUAGCUGCUGAUGUCAUGAGACCCCGGAGAAAUGAUCCACCCCUGGCAGUCAUUACACAAAACUCUUGCACAGUGGAAGAAGCUGAAAAUUUACUGAGGAAUACAGAGCAUAAUGGAUUUCCUGUGGUGGUCUCCAGGGAGUCUCAAUAUUUGGUAGGAUUUGUGCUUAGAAGGGAUCUCAAUCUAGCAAUUGCUAAUGCUUGCAAAACUUCAGAUGGUGUAGUCAGUAACUCUAUUAUAUAUUUGACUGAACAAGUCUCUUGUGACCCAAAUGGACCAGCACCUCUUAAAUUGAGGAAAAUUCUUGACUUGGCCCCAGUGACCAUCACUGACCAGACACCGAUGGAGAUAGUGGUGGAAAUGUUUAGAAAGCUUGGCAUUCGACAGACACUGGUCACUCAUAAGGGCUGCCUGCUUGGUAUCAUCACCAAGAAAGAUGUCCUUCGACACAUUGCUCAGCUGAGGAACCAGGACCCAGAGUCUAUUCUCUUCAACUAGAUCUGACAUUGCAGAUAAUUUGUUGUGAACAAAAUCAUGCUCUCAGUGACUGAACCUUCAUUUGUUCAUCAUCAAAUCAUUCUGGAACAAAAUUUAUAAUGCAUUUUGUACACAAAAAAUAUUUAUUUUGAGAUGCUUUCUUACCCUACACAUAUUAAUUUGUAAUAUUUUAUACUUAUGUGAGAAUGGAUUAUGUAUGUACUACGCAUGUUUUAGAGGGCUAGACUAUGCAAAGAAUCAAAUGCAAAAGUCUUUUAUAAAGAUUUUACAUAUAAAUUUUUCGUAACUGUACAUACUAUUGAAAUAUUUGUUUAUUUUUGUUUCUUGGAGGAGACAGUAGAAGUUAAUAAGAAUUGUAGGCCAUGGACUGAACAUAAGUUUCCUUGAUUUUGUAAUGUAACCUGCCUCAGUUAAACAAACUGACUACUUAACAACUACAGAUUAUUUAGAUUUUGAGGGGAAUAGUUUUGUAUAAAAGUGGAACAGUCAUUUAACCCUUUUUUUUUUUUUAAGUACAAAUAUUUAAAAGCAAAGUUCCAGACAACAUAUUAAACUAUAUUAUAUUCAGGCAGCAAUGAUAGAAUUGAAAUAUUUUUUACUCUUGUGUGCAUUUACAUUCUUUACUAGAGACAUACAAACAUGUAAAGCAAUGUUAUUUCUGGUUCAGGUGAUGUAAAGCUUGAUAUGGUUAUCAUUAUUAUUUUUUUCUUUUAAUAAUUGAAGAUGAAAGGACAAAAUUCCAACCUUUGUAUAACUUAUAACCUUGAGACAUUCAUAUUAGAAUGUCAAGGUUUUAUAACUCCACAUUUCCACAGUUUGAAUUAUAAAUCUGGGUUGGCUCAAAUGAACCAGUGCAGAUAAACCAUUAAAGAAUCAAUAUUUAUAAGCAUAAUUCAUCCUGACUUUGGAAGGAUGGCACCUCCCCCCCCAACACACACACAUGAUUGCUAAUCAGGUGUUACUUUUAUUUAUCACUAUUUGCACUGUAAAUAGUCACUCUUGAUAUGUCAUAAGUACUUCAUGAUUUCUAUGAAGUCAAAUGUUGAUGUCAACUGAAAGUUAAAUGAAUGUGAUAUUUAAUGUACAUUUAUAAAAUCAAUAUUUAUAACCUAUUGAUUUUUUAAUUUUUUUUUAUUUUGUAUCGAGACAUGUCUGGUUUACUUUAUAAUAAGAAUAUUUGAAUGAAUAGAAAUAUAGAUACAUAUAUAGGCACUAUAACAAGAGAGAACGGGCAACGUCUGCAAACUACGCAAUCAACUGAACUUACUUUCUCUAAAACUAAAAAGUCGAAAGUCUCUAUGUUAAUGAUUGUGUUCCAUUCUGUGAUUCUGCUGCAUUGUUGGGACUACCUACAGAUCACUGAUUUGUGACUAAAUGUGAUGUUCUGUCAAGAGAAAUAGUCAAAGUGGGGCUAAAGCUUACAACACAACACCUGAGAAGCACCUAUGAAACUUCUAAAGCAAUUCAACUAAAGGUUGAAAAUAAAUGCUGUCAUAAACGAGGAUGCUGAAGUUGAAAUUUACAUUAUCUCAUUUGGGGACAAACUUUUGCCAAAUACAUUUUUUUUUAUCAUGGAUUUUAGAGGCGGACAUCUUGCAAUUGGCGCCCCUUGGGAACCCUUGGAAAACCCAGAGAGAAAGAUGCAGUUAGGGGGAAUGUUUUUACGUUAGCUAAUCCUAAAAUAGACAGCUAGUGCCCAGGGCGGCUGAACAUCGCUUUGCACUGAUGUGCCAAAGGGAAAUUUUUUUAGAGAUCAUUUGCAAAUUAUGAUAAGAAAAUAGAUAUUCAGAAAAAGGCUUUUCAUGACUUGAGUCUAGCUUCUUAAAUAGACAAUGACAACUAGGGCCAUUAUACAUCCUACCAAAGAAAGACCUCUUUUUUUUUUUGACUGGCAUUAUGUGUUCAAAUAUGUCCAACACUUCAAUCUCUGGUGUUUUUCUAUCCUUCCUAUCAAAUGUUUCUAUAUUCAAAGCUGCUCAUUGCUCCUUAACCCUUAAAACGCGUGUGGCAGUUUAGCCUCUAAAAUAAAACAUCAGAAUAGUAAUUCCAUUUUGUAUGCACUCAUUCUAAAACAGCUCAGCACUUUAAGGGUUAAGGUGGGGGUUUUUUUCAUUCUUAUUGGAAGAUCAUUUUCUCUGACCAAAGCACAACACACUGGAAGAUGCAAUAGAAAACUAGAAGAUACAAGAGAGAAUUAGAUGUGCACAACUAACUAGAAUAUACAAGAGAGAAAUAGAUGUGCACAACUAACUAGAAGAUACAAGAAAGAAAUAGAUGUGCACAACUAA